Molecule: messenger RNA, 2458 nt
Organism: Planococcus citri (citrus mealybug)
Lineage: Eukaryota; Metazoa; Arthropoda; Insecta; Hemiptera; Pseudococcidae
Product: solute carrier family 23 member 2-like
Exons: 12
Coding region: 118-1671 (517 amino acids)
Biological process (GO): transmembrane transport
Cellular component (GO): membrane
Molecular function (GO): transmembrane transporter activity
Source: RefSeq, a predicted model, not a curated record
UUUUUUUUAUUUCUUUCGAGUACAUCAACAAAAUUUCUUUAAACGUGUGUUGUGCUGCAUACGAAAAGGAAAUGAAUCACUUUGUUCUAAUGUUCAAAUUCAAAAUUUAAUACAAAUAUGAAUGAAAUACUUAUGGAGCAAACCGAUUUUCUAAAAGACGACCACCAAAAAGUAAAUUUUUAUGCUUUGGAGACAAAUAAAAGUGGAUUACUGUCUCAAAUAGCAACCGUUGUACAGAAUGUUUUGAACAAUUUUGGCAGUAUUUUGAUUACACUAUAUUUAUUAUCACCCUCUUUUUGUAUGCUUCGGGAAGAUGUAUCCAGAAGCUAUUUAAUUUCUGCAUUAUUUAUAGGCACAGGCAUAUGUGCUUUGGUGGUGACAUUAUGUUCUAACAAAUUUACUGUAACUGGGAGUAACAGAUUGGGAUACCUAGUUUGUUUACUGAUGUUAUUUGAAAGAAAACGAUGUGAUGCGGCUGGAGAUAUUUACGCAAUGGGACCAGAUAUGAGAACUGCCGAAUGGCUUCAAAAGCUUAAUGAAAUCCAAGGCGGUGUUAUAAUUACUUGCAUAGUUCAAUUAUUUUUCGGUUUGAUCGACAUGAACUUUCUUGUCAAAUUCAUUAGACCUGUAAGCAUUGCUCCAACUAUGAUAUUAAUCGGAUUAUUUGUAACCAAAACAUCGGCGAUGAGAAUGGCUAGCUCGAGUCCAUUUUUAUUUGUAAUAACGAUUGGAUUGAUGUUUUGUGUGCAUUCUGUUGUCUAUAAUUGUUCAGACGAGAAACAAAAAAGCGUAAAAUUAAGGAACAAAUUAUACGUGGGAGCAAUAUGUGUGAUAGUUAUGUGGAGUCUAUGCGCAGUAUUGUCUACAUUUGAACUACUUUGGAUGCAUAGUGCUGCAAGAACGGAUAUAUAUACUGGUGUUUAUAACUAUAUUUCGAUGUUCAGAUGCUCAUUUCCAUUUCAGUGGGGAAUUCCAGAAUGGAAAAGUGAAUCCAUAUUCCCAGUGUUACCUGCUGCCUUUAUAACAGUGUUCGAAAUACUCGCAAAUUUUCACAAUCGUCAGAAAAAAACAAGUGAGACGGAUGAAUUGCAGACCACGAGCAUGCUAAUUAAACUGGAAGCCAUUCUUUGCUUGGUAAUGAAUUCAAUGGGCGUAGUCAUUGGAUUAAACGUCGGUGUAAAGAAAGAUGGUAGGAAACUUACAGACAUUUGUACCGCCACAGUAUUAAUUGCAGUUGCAUUUUCGGGAUCUCUAUGCGCAUUUUUUACCAUGAUACCUGAGCCUAUAGUUGGCGCACUAAUAUUUAUGACAUUUUUAUCGGCCAUUUUAGAAGGAUUCGAUAUGCUGAAGUUUAUCGACUUGAAGUUAGCAAAAAAUAUUUACGUACUGGGAAUUUCACUUUUUAUGGCUUUCUUUAUUCCCUUAUGUAUCAACGAAGAUCUCGAAAUAACAGGAAAACCAUUAAUUGAUAGAAUAUUAAGAUGUUUACUAUCGACAGAUUUUAUCAUCGUUUCAUUUACGGCAAUGGUUAUGGAUAAUCUAUUUCGAGUUUUUAUGGAGGAAUCAGUGACGCCUAAAAAGACAAAUACGAUUUCAGUUCCAUCCGACGGAUCAGAAAAGAGUGUUGAUGCCCCACAAUUUUGCGAUUGCUUAUCUCCAUUUUUUGCGUAAGUCAAUUCAAUUGAGUGCUUUGGUAGAAAUAUUUACUUAUUAUCAAGAAAGUACCUUAACUAUUCAUUCUGUGAUUAAAUAUAACUAUAUCCAAAUGUUUCUGGAAAAGUAAGUCUUUUCCUACCUAUUUAAAUAUUUGUGUUUAGUUUUACGUGAAUGUGCUUAUCCUAUUUUUAUAUUAUUUUAUUUGUGAAUUUGUAAAUUCGUUCUCAAAAGUCUUCAGCGUUUCAUGGUUAGGGAAGGGGAGAAGAGGGGAUCAAAUUCAAAAUACAAGCUCAUAUAUUUUCCCUUCUUUUAAAUAAUUAGAGUUUCAACUUUUUUUUUUCAAUUUUGAGCAGAAUUUUGACAAAAUAUAAACAUCUACUUACCUAACUUUUUUUGCUUGCCCAAACGCAAAAUUUUCUCCAUUAACUGAAUUUAAUUUAAAAUUAAAUUUUAGAGAUUUAACAAAUUAGAAAAUUAUUUGAUUUACCAAAACAAUAAAUGCCUUCUGUUUUUAAAAUUCGAUUCAAAAACGUUGAAACGAAAAAUUGUCGACAAAAUAACAAUUUGUGAUUUGCUCCACGCUUCUGUACUCCUAUUGGUAGGUACGUACAAUGGGGAACAUGCUAUACCUAUACUUGGGUACCUAUCUGUCAUAACCUUAAGUGCUGUUGUACAUAAAUAUAGGUAGGUACUAGGUACCUCGUAAAGACAAUCCAUGCUAACUAACUGCAUAUUUUUCUUACAUGUAGAUUAAUUGUAAUUUUGUAAUCUAUUUCCAUUAAACUACCUAUCAUAAAUUUAA